This is a messenger RNA of Microplitis mediator, 2932 nucleotides long. RefSeq lists its product as uncharacterized. The record is from RefSeq and is a predicted model, not a curated record. The coding region runs from base 887 to 2641 and encodes 584 amino acids. Lineage: Eukaryota; Metazoa; Arthropoda; Insecta; Hymenoptera; Braconidae. The transcript has 3 exons.
CCCCUAAUAUCCUCACUAUCGAUUUUUUCUUAAUUACAGAAUUUCGAAAUUUUUUAAUUGGUAUUCCUAAAACUUGAAAAUAAAAAGAUUCAAAUUUUUUUCUAUUAAAAAAUUUGAAAAUAUUGAUAUAUCCAUUGGUGAAAUAAUAAUUUUUCAAAAAUACCUUAACUAUAUUAGUGUUAUGAAUCUAGUUACUGUUUACGUUACCCAGUGAACACAUGACCUUAUUUUGACGUCAUAUGUAGGUCAUAGCAAUGCCACGGCAUCUGAUGUAAAUUUGAUGUCAAUCUGACGUUCUACAUGAUUUUAAUAUGAUGUAAAGCUUGUGACAUCAUAUUGAUGUAAGCAUGACUCUUGUAUGACGUCAUAGUUAUGACUUAUGUAUUACGUACGUUUGACAUAAAACCUACAUCACAUUGUUACGUAGUAAUAAAGUCAUUAUCGUAUAUCAUAAUGACGUAAUUUUAAAAUCAUACAUUUUUGUCAGUAGCAAAGUCACGGUUAUACGUAAUAUGGAUGUCACUCUUAAGGGGUUAGGGGUAGUCAGAAUUUUCAAAAAAUCGAUUUUUUUUUUUUUGCAUUUUCUUAAAGUAUAAUAUUUUAAAAAUAUUGUGUGAAAAUUUGAAGUGAAUCCGACAAAUUCUUUUCGAGUUAUUUAACAAUGACCAAAGGACGCUCGGGUGCUACGUGGCAUUCGAGUGCAGGUAGCUAGAAACAGCUGCAAGCAACCGACCUUUCGGGUUUCAUUGUCAUGAAUAUCUCCCCAUUUUAAUGUAGUACAAGAACUGAAAAAUAAUUUUUGGUUGCCAGUAUACCUGUAGUCGUUGCACUGAUCAGUCGAUAGUUUUGUGAUAAAUUAUUUCUCAAGUGAAUUAAAUUAUUAACCAUGGGACGUGAUUCUAGAAAGGUUUCAAGAGAACUUCGGAGUUCUGAAAAAAUUAAUAAGUCGCGUUCAGUCAAAAGAAAGAAUGUUUUUAAUCCGAAAACAGCCGAACGUGAUGAAAGUAUUCAGAGUACAUCUUCUAAAAAAUUAAAACAAAACACUGAAGAUGAUGUACCUGAAGACAGCAGUACUGAAUUUCGAAUAAUAAAUUUUAUUCAGGUAUUCACUGCAAUUUCUGCUCUUAUAAAAUGUAAAAAAUGUGAUGGAAAUGUAGUGUUUCAAACAGCAAGUACACGUGGGCUGGGAUUCAAAAUUGUAGUUGCAUGUAAUAACUGUGGAAAUGAAUAUAUUCCUUCCUGUUCUUUCGUUGGGCAUUCUUAUGAAAUAAACAGACGUUUCAUUUUUGUAAUGAGAAUACUAGGAAUAGGAUACGAAGGAUUGUGCAAGUUUUGCGGCCUGAUGGACAUGCCGUCUUUUUUAGAUAAAUCUACGCAUACAAUUUUACUGAAACAGAUUUUGAAUUGUAGUAAAGCCGUCGCAGAAACCUUCAUGACGAAAGCUGUGAAUGAAGAAAAGCAAGCAAUGCCAACAACUGAAAAUGAAGAUAUAAAUCAUCUAACUGUAUCGGGAGAUGGAACCUGGCAAAAACGGGGAUAUACAUCGUCAUUUGGAGUUUCUUCUAUAAUUGGCUAUUUUACUGGAAAGAUUCUUGACAUAAACAUUAAAAGUGCAUAUUGUAAGCUAUGUGAGUAUUGGAAAAAAAAAACAAAUACUGUUGAGUUCGAGGAAUGGUAUCAAUCGCAUGAAGAUGUGUGUUCUGCUAAUCAUCAAGGGUCUUCUGGGAAAAUGGAGGUGGAUGCGAUGGUCGAAAUGUUUUCGUAUUCUGAAACUAAAUAUGGAGUUAAGUAUGCCAACUAUAUUGGUGAUGGUGACUCCAAGACCUAUUCAGGAAUUAUAAAAUCAGAUCCUUACGAAAAUACAACUGUAAAUAAAAAGGAAUGUAUAGGGCAUGUCCAAAAGCGGAUGGGGAGUCGAUUACGUACGCUGAAGAGUAAACAAAAAGGUCUUGGUGGUCGAGGUAAGCUCACAGGAAAAUUAAUAGACAAACUAACUGUGUACUAUGGUUUAGCAAUACGCCGGCAUUGUGAUUCUAUUGAAAAUAUGAAAUCUGCUAUAAUGGCAACCUUUUAUCACUACGGCUCGAGUGAUGAAAAACCGAAUCAUGAUAUGUGUCCAAAAGGCGAAGAAUCUUGGUGCUCUUACCAGCGCGCUGAAGCAAGAGGAGAGCUUGAUACCUUUUCUCACGAUUAUUCUCCUUUACCUUCUGAUGUUUUAAAAGCUAUCAAGCCUAUAUACGAAGAUCUUAGUAAUGAAAAUUUACUUUCAAGAUGUGUAGGUGGAUUCAAUCAGAAUAAUAAUGAAAGCUUUAACCAACUAGUAUGGAAAAUAUGUCCAAAAACGGUAAAUACUAGUUUUACUAUCGUACAAAUAGCUGCAUACGUUGCUAUGUGUAUAUUUAAUGAGGGUAUAAAUUCAUUAUUAGUCUUGAUGAAUACACUAGGACUUAAUUGUGGGCCUAAUUCUCAUCGGUAUGCAGAAAGAAUGGAUGCUGCACGUAUCAAAGUAGCAGAUAAGCGCGCUAAUGAUAACACCCGAGAAGGUCGAUUGCAACGUAGGCACCAGCAAAUCGAUAUUUUGGAAGCUGCUAUGUCGGCUGAAGAGCUAUUAUAUGGUCCAGGAAUAGAUGACUCAGUAUGAAUCUCCAAGGACUUAUGAUGAUCACCGCAAAGGACUUCGGGAGGAACGGGCUCUACAAAAACAGCGAUAACUUUUUGAAUUAUUAAUUUUUUUUUUUGAAAUUUUCGUGAAGUCAAAUCGAAACGUGUUCUAAUAAAGCUAUGUUUUUAUUUUUGUCAAAUAAAGUAAUUAACUACAAAAAAAAAAUUAUUGAAAAUCAUCAUUUUUUCAUACCCCUGAGUACCCCUAACCCCUUAAAUCAUAUCUUUACAUCAGUGACAGGUCAGUAUUUUACGCAAUGCUGAUGUAAUU